GUAAGAAGAGCCCACCCGCUGAGGACAAAGUCAUACUAACACAUAUGAAGAUACUGAGCAAUGAAGGAAUCCAAAACCCAGGGUUAAUCCCAGAGGCUCCAGCUGACACAGCCUGCACAGGAGAGUCACAUCUCCCUGGUUCCAGCCUCCCACCAGACUGCCAGGAAAGUCCAAAUGAAGCAGCUGCACCAGCAGAUCCAGACUACGCCGAUGCCCUGGCAAGCAGAGACUACGUAGCCACACUGCCUGACCUCAGCGCCUUUGAGUCCAAGUGCCGACUUCACAGAUUCUCCAAAUUUGAAUCUGAGGAUUCAGGGGUUGAAUUGCCAAGCGGGGCUAAUUCUCCAUCAACACCGACAGGUUCAGAGAAGAGCUUUGUGCUGCACAGCAGAGACUCAUUUUGUGAUUUGGGCAUGCUUAGCACCUCUCCUUCUCCAGAAAUUGACCAUCUGAUAAUAAGGACAUGUAAAGAGCGUGCCAGAAAGGUCAGACAGGGAGACCCAGAGAGUGAAAAGCAAACUGAGUACUACAGCCAGGAAUCAGAUGCUGUGCAGGGUCCUACAGCCUCUCUUGAAGACUUCAGUGUCCCUCAGGAAGAAAAUCCCAAUGAACAUUUUGACCAAAGCAAAAGGCAAUCUCUGGAAAAGGAACCUACCCCGGAGGCAGACCUUCCCAGGGAAAGCACUCUUCCCACCCCAGCUCCCACAGAAGAGCCAAAGACAAUUGCUGACAAUUUCCCAGAGAACUUUGGCAGCAUGCAAGACCUUCAGAUCCAUGGACAUCAGCUGAAGAGGUACCCCACAAGCGACAGUCUGGACGAAUACAUGGAUGAAUGCUGUAGACUGAGUGAGGUGAACCAAGGAAACAGCAAAGCCCUGGGAUCUGGUCUGGGAUACCUGGAACACAUUUGCCAACUGAUUGAGAAGAUUGGGCAGCUGCAGGAGCACAACCUGCGUCUCCAAAAGCAAGUGUGCAGUUUGCAGAAAGAGCAGAAGAUAAGCCAGAUAAAAGAGGAGCACUUUCUGCAGCAUUGCUCCUGUGGAGCUGCCAGCGUCUUCCUCAACUCGUCCCAAGACAUGAAGACAUGUUUUGCUGGGAGGAGCAGACCUCACAGCCUCUUGGUUCAGACUGGAAACGCUUCUGAUCUUUCCAUCAUCCCAGAAAUAGGAGUGAACACUGAAAAGCUGAGCAGCUGCAAUGGAAGAGAGAGAGACCCAGAUUCAGGAAAAAGUCAGCCGAUGGUGUGGCUCAGAAAGUCGUCAAACAAUAGGAACAACAAGGAGAAUGAGUUCAGAGAAGCUGGUAGUAUGGCCGAGGGACAGGCAUUUCCAACAAAGGACCCUGCAGUAAGGAAGGGUCUGGACAUCAGCAAGAACAUCUCGACAACAGCUAGCUAG
Molecule: messenger RNA, 1397 nt
Organism: Eurypyga helias (sunbittern)
Lineage: Eukaryota; Metazoa; Chordata; Aves; Eurypygiformes; Eurypygidae
Exons: 6
Source: RefSeq, a predicted model, not a curated record